Messenger RNA from Panicum virgatum (switchgrass), 1776 nucleotides. Its product is annotated as COP9 signalosome complex subunit 4. The transcript is spliced from 13 exons. NCBI's taxonomy places the organism in Eukaryota, Viridiplantae, Streptophyta, Magnoliopsida, Poales, Poaceae. Gene Ontology annotation, cellular component: cytosol; COP9 signalosome. Bases 157 to 1443 code for a protein of 428 amino acids. The record is from RefSeq and is a predicted model, not a curated record.
UUCCGCAAAACCCAACAGAGAAUUCCUCCCAUCGCCACCGUCGCCGCAGAUUCGAAGCCCCCAAAACCCUAGCUCCCCUCUCCGUCGCCGUCGCCGGCGGCCAUACCCAUCAACCCCUUCCCUCCGGCUACCUGCGCCAGGGGGACGCACGAAGCCAUGGAUAGCGCCCUCGCGAGCGCGGCGGCGAUCGCCGACCAGCGCCAGAAGAUCGAGCAGUAUCGCCACAUCCUCGCCUCCGUCCUCUCGUCUUCUCCGCCGGACAUCGCUCAGGCCAAGCGCUUCCUGGAUCACAGUAAUGCUCUAUAUUCUAACUCUUGCUGUAGAUUUCGCGAGAUUUUGCUCUCCGUUGGCUUAAUUGUAGGAAUUGGUAUGAAUGCAGUGGUGUCCGAUGAGGUGCCUCUCGUGGUGUCGCGGCAGCUGCUGCAGACGUUUGCGCAGGACCUUGGGAAGCUGGAGUCCGACGCGCAGAAGGAGGUCGCCCACUACGCGCUCACGCAGAUUCAACCGCGCGUGGUCUCCUUCGAGGAGCAGGUUGUAGUGAUUAGAGAGAAGCUUGCAGAUCUAUAUGAAUCUGAACAACAGUGGUCAAAAGCAGCGCAAAUGCUUAGUGGGAUUGACUUGGACUCAGGAAUAAGAAUGCUUGAUGACACCAACAAAUUAUCCAAGUGUGUCCAGAUUGCGCGACUUUAUUUAGAGGAUGAUGAUGCAGUGAAUGCUGAGGCUUUUAUCAACAAGGCUUCAUUUUUGGUCACCAACAGUCAGCAGGAAGUUCUAAACUUACAGUACAAGGUCUGCUAUGCAAGGAUUUUGGAUCUAAAAAGAAGAUUCCUGGAAGCUGCCCUUCGAUAUUAUGAUAUCUCCCAGAUUGAACAGCGCAAAAUUGGAGAUGAAGAGAUUGAUGAAAAUGCUCUAGAGCAAGCUCUUAGUGCUGCCGUAACGUGCACCAUAUUGGCUGGUGCUGGUCCACAGCGCUCUCGUGUUCUUGCUACGCUGUACAAGGAUGAAAGAUGCUCAAAGCUGAAGAUAUACCCAAUACUGCAGAAGGUUUAUCUUGAAAGGAUUUUGAGGAAACCAGAAAUCGAUGCGUUUGCAGAGGAGUUGAGGCCGCAUCAAAAAGCUCUAUUGCCAGAUAAGUCCACUGUGCUUGACCGGGCAAUGAUUGAGCAUAAUCUCCUUAGUGCCAGUAAACUUUACACAAAUAUCAGCUUUGAUGAGCUUGGUACAUUAUUGGGCAUUGAUCCAAGGAAGGCUGAGAAGAUAGCAUCUCGGAUGAUUUAUGAGGAUAGAAUGCGGGGUUCAAUUGAUCAGGUUGAAGCUGUGAUACAUUUUGACGAUGACACCGAAGAGCUACAACAAUGGGAUCAACAGAUUUCUGGGCUGUGCCAAGCUCUGAACGACAUCCUUGACAGCAUGUCAAGCAAAGGAAUAGCUAUUCCGGUGUGAGUCAAGUCUUCUCGUCCUGGCGGUGGAUGGUACUUGCCCGAACUGCUUUAUCGGCUCCAGAAUUGACAUUCUGUACAGUUUGCUGCUGCAAAUGCUUGCCAUGUGGUGCUUAUGGAACCAAUCUUUUACCAUACAUUCGUCUGGUGCAAAUUCUGGGGUACCGCGCUUGUUCAAGUGCCGUCGUCUGGGUGUUCAUGGGUUAGGCGCCUAAAUGCUUCUCUGGGCAAACCGUGCGCCGUGCGCCGUGCGCGUUGACUGAAAACUUGAACUACUGACAUACAGCUCAGGAGGACACUUAUGGUUUGGGAUCCUUUAUGGUUUUCUUUUCCUCUA